Molecule: messenger RNA, 1050 nt
Organism: Lampris incognitus (smalleye Pacific opah)
Lineage: Eukaryota; Metazoa; Chordata; Actinopteri; Lampriformes; Lampridae
Gene: rom1a
Product: retinal outer segment membrane protein 1a
Exons: 4
Coding region: 1-1050 (349 amino acids)
Biological process (GO): visual perception
Cellular component (GO): membrane
Source: RefSeq, a predicted model, not a curated record
AUGGUGGUGAUGAAGAUGAAAUUUCCCUUCGAGAAGAGGGUGAAGCUUGCCCAGGGACUGUGGCUCCUCUCCUGGCUGGCCACAUUGGCUGGUGCCAUCACUUUCACCCUGGGCUGCUUCCUAAAGACGGAGCUCCGAAGGAGGGCAGAGGUGAUGGAUAACACAGAAAUACACAUUGUACCCAACACUCUCAUGAUUGUUGGUCUGGCCUCCCUGGGAAUCAACUAUUUUGCUGCAAGGAUCUGUCAAGACGCCCUUGAUGCCGGACGAUUUCCUCGCUGGAAGACGUUCUUGAAACCCUAUUUCGCCAUUUCCUGUUUCUUCACCUUCCUCAUGCUACUGGCUGUGAUAAUGAGCUACGCCAUGAAGGGGAAUCUGGAGUCGUCUCUGAAAAUUGGCCUGAGGAAUGGCAUCCGUUUCUACAAGGACACAGACACCCCGGGACGGUGUUUCCAGAAACAGAAUAUCGACCGCCUACAGAUGGAGUUCCAGUGCUGUGGAAACACCGACUACAGGGACUGGUUUGAAGUCCAGUGGAUCAGCAACCGUUAUCUCGAUUUCAGUUCUAAGGAAGUAAAAGACCGCAUCAAGAGCAACGUGGAUGGUCGAUACUUGCUGGAUGGCGUCCCUUUCAGCUGCUGCAACCCCAGCUCUCCCCGUCCAUGCAUCCAGUAUCACCUCACAAACAACUCGGCUCACUACAACUAUGAACACCAGACUGAGGAGCUUAAUAUCUACAUCCGCGGCUGCAGGGAGGCCCUGGUCAACUACUACAUGGGCCUAAUGAACACCAUUGGUGCCGGGGUGCUCUCAGUUUUCAUGAUACAGGUGUCUGUGCUGGUGAGCUUGCGGUUCCUGCAGACAGCCAUGGAGGCAGUGGCUGGGCAGGAAAACACAGAGAUUGAGACAGAAGGGUACUUACUGGAGAAAGGGGUCAAGGAGACCAUCAUGGAAUAUUUGGACCCUGUGCUGAAGUUCUUCUUGCUAAACCAGGUAGCAGAGGGCAGUCCUGAAGCUGGUACUACCCCAGAUGCCCCAGCUACAACCUAA